GCUGAAUCAUUAUGAGGGACUUCCUUUCUGAGUAUUUGCAAGGUUGUGUUUUGUUUUUAAAAAUCUUUGCCAUCUCUCCUUAUUUGGAUCAUCUUUUGACAUUCAGAUCCCCUUUUGAUGCCUGGUGCUGUGAUCUUUCUCUGGAUCUGUUUUCUCUCCUUUUGGCUUGCUUAUUAAGAAUGACAGACCAGAAGAGAGUUGCUACGGAUGUGUAGAGGAGUGUUUGUUUGAAAAAUAUAUAUAUAUGCGUAACUAUGUCUGAAGCCACUCUGGAGAGUUUUCCCAACCCCUCGGCCCAGCUGAGCCCUACUGCAUCACUUGCCGGGCUCCCGGCUGAAGACGACACGCCAGAGACACAGACCGAGGAAAGAAGAGUGCAGGGAAUUGCAGGCCUCGCUGCUACCUGCUGUGUGUGCCUGGAGACAGAGCGUCUGACAAGCUGUCUCAACUCAGAAAAGAUCUGCAUUGUCCCGGUCUUGGGUUGCCUGAUCAGCCUUUGCCUCUGUAUUGCUGGCCUCAAGUGGGUGUUUGUGGACAAGAUUUUUGAGUACGAUGCUCCUACCCACCUUGAUCCUGGUAGGAUUGGACAAGAUCCAUUCACCUCUGGGGAUCCUAAUGCAUUAUCUGCUUGGGUGCCAUCUGUAGUGCAUACAUCGUAUUUUCCAAUACCCACCAGCAAAACAACAUUUGAGGUUACAGGUCAGCCUGAUGGGGCCCGAAUGCUUACUUCUGAGGCUCCUGAUCAGCCAUCCCCAUCUAAGAGCGUGUUAGAUUACCAUUUCCCACCCUCUUUGUCACCCUCCCUAGCUCCAUCUAGCCUAGACACUGAAGUAAAAGUACCUACAACAGCAUCUUUGGCACAAGACAUUGAAACUAAUAUCCAGACAGCUCCACCAAAACUAGCCACAUCUACAUCCACCACUGGGACAAGUCAUCUCACAAGAUGUGAUGUGAAUAAGAGAGGCUUCUGUGUAAAUGGGGGCGAGUGCUUCAUGGUCAAAGACCUUCCAAGUCCAAGAUAUUUAUGCAGGUGCCCAAAUGAAUUUACUGGUGAUCGCUGUCAAAACUACGUAAUGGCCAGCUUCUACAAGCAUCUUGGGAUUGAAUUUAUGGAAGCUGAGGAACUUUACCAGAAAAGAGUGUUGACUAUAACUGGCAUCUGCAUUGCCCUCCUUGUAGUUGGCAUCAUGUGUGUUGUGGCCUACUGCAAAACCAAGAAACAGCGGAAAAAGUUGCACGACCGUCUCCGUCAGGGUCUUCGAUCUGAACGUAACCACAGAGUCAACAUGGCCAAUGGGCCUCACCAUCCUCACCCACCACCAGAAAAUGUGCAGCUGGUGAAUCAAUAUGUAUCUAAAAAUGUAAUAUCCAGCGAGCACGCCGUUGAGAGAGAAACAGAGACAUCGUUUUCAACAAGCCACUACACCUCAACGACUCACCAUUCCACAACAGUCACCCAGACACCCAGCCACAGGCUCUUAAUCAGUUGGAGUAACGGUCGAACGGAAAGCAUCAUCUCUGAAAGCCAUUCCGCACUUGUGAGCUCCUCUGUGGAGAACAGCCGGCAUGCAAGCCCGUCAGGGGGGCGUGGGCGCCUCAAUGGCAUUGGAGGCCCCCGAGAAUGCAACAGUUUCCUCAGGCAUGCACGAGAGACCCCCGACUCUUAUCGAGACUCACCACACAGCGAAAGGUAUGUCUCUGCUAUGACCACGCCAGCGCGCAUGUCACCGGUCGAUUAUCACACUCCAAGUUCUCCCAAGUCACCUGCUUCAGAAAUGUCACCUCAAGUCUCCAGCCUAACCAUGUCUGUCCCUUCUGUGGCAGUCAGCCCGUUUAUCGAAGAGGAGAGGCCUCUCCUUCUGGUGACACCGCCCCGAUUGCGAGAAAAAUACGAACAUCACCUGCAACAGUUCAACUCCUCUUACCAUCACAAUCCUGCCCAUGAAAGCAACAGCCUACCACCAAGUCCACUGAGGAUAGUGGAGGAUGAGGAAUAUGAAACCACCCAGGAAUAUGAACCGACCCAAGAGCCCCCAAAGAAACUAGUCAACAGUCGGAGGGCAAAAAGAACAAAGCCCAAUGGCCACAUUUCCAAUAGAAUGGAAAUGGACACUGACACAAGCUGUGAGAACAGUAGCUCAGAGAGUGAAACAGAAGAUGAGAGGAUAGGUGAAGAUACGCCUUUUUUGAGCAUACAAAACCCAAUGGCAGCAGACCUAGAAUCAGCUUCUGCAUAUCGACUGGCUGACACUAGGACUAACCAAACUGCCCGGUUCUCAACGCAGGAAGAAUUGCAAGCAAGAUUGUCUGGUGUAAUAGCUAACCAAGAUCCCAUCGCUGUAUAAAGAAAAACUUUUAAAACCCCACAUAGAUUCACAUGUAAAACUUUAUUUUAUAUAACGAAGUACUCCACCUUUAAAUUAAAAUUAUUUUAUUUUAGCAGUUCUGCUAUUAGGAUUAAAAAAAAAACCACAGGAAAAAAACUUUUAUAAAUUAA
Molecule: messenger RNA, 2497 nt
Organism: Pogona vitticeps (central bearded dragon)
Lineage: Eukaryota; Metazoa; Chordata; Lepidosauria; Squamata; Agamidae
Source: RefSeq, a predicted model, not a curated record